This is a messenger RNA of Cercopithifilaria johnstoni, 1446 nucleotides long. The record is from the annotation of a GenBank genome assembly. Lineage: Eukaryota; Metazoa; Nematoda; Chromadorea; Rhabditida; Onchocercidae.
AUGGAAAUUAGUAAUUUCGUUGAGAAUAAUCGCAGUGUCAGUGUACGAAUUUUCUCAGAGGAUGAGCAGGAACUCACUGAAGCUGCAAUCAUACUACCUUUUUCCACAACUCUAACGCAAUUGCAGAUUUUAUGCAAUCAGUUGUUGGGCAGCUCGGACGAUCCAGUUCCGAUAACAUUUCGGACAAGAGAUGGCAUUUUGAUCGAAACUUCUUUAGAGGACUCAAUACCACAACAAAAAAUUGACUCAGAAAAGAGCACUGAAUUGGUAUAUUAUCCUGAAGCAGUGUUCCGUGUGAGGCCAGUAACUCGAUGUACCUCUUCAAUUUCUGGGCAUGGUGAGCCUGUGAUUAGUGUACAGUUCAGCCCAAAUGGAAGGGAGCUUGCUAGUGGUUCGGGUGAUGCAACUGUGCGUUUCUGGGAUUUGAAUACAGAGACGCCACUGUAUACUGCCAAAGGACAUACAAAUUGGAUACUGUGUAUCGCUUGGUCACCCGAUGGCAAAAAGCUUGCUUCGGCUUGCAAAAAUGGACACAUCUGUUUAUGGAAUACUAAAAGUGGAACACAAAUCGGCAAAAGAAUGACCAGUCACAAACAGUGGAUAAAUCAGCUUGUCUGGGAGCCAUAUCACAAAGAUCCGUAUUGCAGACAUUUGGCAAGUGCUGGAAAGGACGGCGAAAUCAGGAUUUGGGAUACUGUGAAAUGUGAAAUGAUUCGAUGUUUGACAGGACAUACAGCAUCAGUAACAUGUAUGAAAUGGGGUGGACAAGGACUUAUUUAUACUGGUUCACAAGAUCGUACGAUCAAAGUAUGGCGCGCAGAAGAUGGUAUCUUGUGUCGUACUUUAGUUGGUCAUGCCCACUGGGUCAAUACUUUAGCUUUAAAUGUGGAAUAUGCUUUGCGUAUAAGUUUUUACAAUGCUUUGGAGCAAUCUACGAUAUUAGAUGAUGACAUGGCAAUGCGUCAAAAAGAAGCUUUGCAUCGGUAUGACUCAGCUAAGGGUACAUGUGGUGAGCUGUUAGUUUCUGGAUCUGAUGAUUUUACUUUGUUUUUCUGGAAACCAGCGGAUGAGAAGAAACCUCGGACACGUAUGACUGGCCAUCAGCAGCUAGUGAAUCAGGUAAUGUUUUCCCCGAAUACUCGGUACAUUGCAUCGGCAUCAUUUGAUAAAUCAAUUAAAUUGUGGUGUGGACGAACGGGCGCUUUUCUUGAUACAUUACGGGGACACGUCCAAGCGGUUUAUCAAAUCGCCUGGUCGGCUGACAGUCGAUUGCUCGUUUCUGGUUCGGCAGAUUCAACGUUAAAAGUUUGGGACAUACAUAAACGUGGUCUCUGUAUGGAUCUUCCGGGACAUGGUGAUGAAGUUUAUGCGGUGGAUUGGAGUCCAGAUGGUACUCGAGUAGCUAGUGGUGGAAAAGAUAAAUUGCUAAAAUUGUGGCGUCAAUAA